This is a messenger RNA of Aspergillus homomorphus CBS 101889, 2252 nucleotides long. Its product is annotated as ferric reductase family protein. The record is from RefSeq and is a predicted model, not a curated record. Bases 254 to 2101 code for a protein of 615 amino acids. NCBI's taxonomy places the organism in Eukaryota, Fungi, Ascomycota, Eurotiomycetes, Eurotiales, Aspergillaceae. Gene Ontology annotation, biological process: iron ion transport; intracellular iron ion homeostasis; copper ion import. Gene Ontology annotation, cellular component: plasma membrane. The transcript has a single exon. Gene Ontology annotation, molecular function: ferric-chelate reductase activity.
CCGUCGCUCUCGCUGGGGGCCUUGUUCGCUCGAGAUUCUCUGGAAGUCCCUUGCUCUUCCCCACAUUCCUUCCGUUUCCCUGCCAUUAAGCUCUCUUCAUUAUACGCAGCCAUUGGCCUGUUUCAAGCGGAUCGUGCGCUAUUGUUAGGAAGGUCGCUGGAAUCACUACCCCACAGGACCCGGUUGUCUCUCUUCCAUCUCCUGUCACCGUUCUGAUCUCCUACAACGUGCUGUGCAGGCCAUCGCUACUCCAAUGGAUGGUGUACGGCAGCACAUAGCCUCUCGGGGCUAUGGCGUCAAUGCCACUUACAUUUAUGAAUACUCUAGGGGUCUGAAUGGAGUUGAUGUACCUCGAGAUCAUUUGUUUACACAGAUCAUCUACGCGUCGUUGACCAUCCUUGCAUUUAUUGUCUUCUGCGGACGAAUCGCGCAAAUCAGCCAUUCUUACCUUCGCCAUAUCACAUCUCUGACGGCAAGCCGACGAGAACAGACCUUCUGGAGUGUCGAGGUAUCAUCGACCUGGGCGAACAUCAAGAAGCAUAUCCUGUAUGCACCCCUCGGAAGCAAGCGGCACAAUCGAGAGAUUCAGAUUUCGUCGGCCCUCAACGUGGGCACUGUGCCUUCCAGAUUCCAAACCAUUUUCGUUGGUCUUUAUCUCGCUAGUCAGAUCGCCUACUGUGUUAUCCUUGACUACAAGGUGAACGUCAAGGCGGCUCUUGUCGCUGAGCUGCGCGGUCGAUCUGGGACGCUGGCCGUCCUCAACAUGGUUCCUCUUUUUCUUCUUGCUGCCCGCAACAACCCGCUCAUUCCCCUGUUGCACAUCAGCUUCGAUACGUACAAUCUGCUUCACCGGUGGCUUGGUCGUAUUGUUGUCAUCGAGAGUGUCGUUCACACAGCUGCAUGGGCGGUCAAUGCAUGCGACGAAGUCAGUUUCUCCGACAUGCUUGCACGCCUACGUGAUACUCCCUUUUUCUCUUGGGGAUUGGUUGGUACCGUCGCGAUGGUGAUUCUCGGUCUCCACUCCCCGUCUCCGAUUCGACAUGCCUUCUACGAGACUUUCCUGCAUAUCCACCAACUUUGUGCUCUCCUUGCAUAUAUCGGUGUCAUUAUGCACCUGGAUCUCGACAAUCUCCCCCAGAAGCCUUGGCUUAUCGCGAUUGGUUUAAUGUGGCUCCUUGAGCGGCUGGCUCGCCUCGGCCGAAUUGCAUACCUGAAUAUCUCCCCUAGUAAAGGCUCUACGACUCUGACCGUCGAAGCCCUCCCUGGCGAUGCCUGCAGAGUGACUUUCCAGCUUCCCAAGCGCGUUCACGUUGGCGCAGGUAGCCAUGUGUAUGCCUACAUCCCGAGCGUUGCUCUCUGGAUGUCGCAUCCUUUUUCUGUCGCCUGGGUUGAACCCAGCGAGUCUGUGACAGCUUCAGCAACGACCGGCAGAGCCUCCGACCUUGAGAAGCAGCCCCUUUCAGAUCUGGACAACUACAUGAAAGCCCACCAGCAACCGACAUCGGUGUCCCUCAUCGUGGGUGCUCGCCAAGGUAUGACCCGCAAGUUGUACAACAAAGCCCUGGCGUCUCCUAGACAGACCCUUCACACGUCCGGCUUCAUCGAAGGGCCCUAUGCCUCUCAUGCAUGUAACUUGGCUAGCUACGGCACGGCGGUGCUCUUCUCCGCCGGCGCUGGCAUCACGCAUCACAUGCUUUCCGUUCGUGAUCUGAUCAUUCGCUCCACCGAAGGCCGUGCCGCCACGCAAAAGGUCUAUCUCAUCUGGUCCGUCCGCAGCACAGAGCAUCUCGCCUGGGUGCGAGAAUGGAUGGACCAGAUCCUCCGCCUGCCCGGCCGCCGCGAUAUCCUGACGAUCAAGCUCUUCGUCUCGAAGCCCAAGUCCUCUCGGGAGAUCGUCUCGCCCAGUGCCACCGUGCAGAUGUUCCCGGGUCGGUGCAAGGCCGACGUCGUUCUCGACGAGGUCAUCCCCGAGCGCGUCGGCGCCACGGUCGUCUCCGUCUGUGGGCCUGGUGCGUUCGCCGAUGAAGUCCGUGCAGCUGCCCGAUCUCGGAUCGGCAAGGGUGCCGUGGUCGAUUUCGUGGAGGAAGCGUUUACGUGGUAGACACCUACACCUUCCCCUAGCACCCAACCAAAAAAACAUUAUACAUAUGCUUACUUGUUAUCUGAAUGGCUAUUGUGAUUCAAGCCUUGGCCUCUUUUCAGUGUUUCAUUCUCUGUUCCUUCUUUAUCCUCACCCGCCCUUAAUAUUCUUG